Salpingoeca rosetta is the source of this 782-nucleotide messenger RNA. RefSeq lists its product as uncharacterized. Lineage: Eukaryota; Choanoflagellata; Craspedida; Salpingoecidae. The record is from RefSeq and is a predicted model, not a curated record. The coding region runs from base 1 to 702 and encodes 233 amino acids. The transcript has 3 exons.
AUGCACGGGUCGCUGGUGCGGGAGUUUGACGGCUUGGAGAGCAGCGGGCGGCUGGUGGAGGAGAACAGCUGCAUCCGCCGCCCACCGGGCGAAUGGCACACGUUUGAGGCUGUUGGCCCCUGGGUGGACAUGACGUUUGAAGGGUGCGACGAGGAUGCGCCCGUUGCCUGCAGGCUGUUGACCGAGCUCAAGACGAAGGCAAACGUCACCGUCCUGCGCAUGGGAUACAGCAAACUCACCCGCGAGACGUGGCUGCGGCCGCGGUUUGGAGCGAGCAACCGCCGUCUCGUCCUCCGCAUCGGCCUCACGGUCCCGCGCCACCCGAUUGAGACCAUCCUCGGGCCAGCCGUCCCGCCCGACAUGCUUGCAGGCAACACCACCGCACACACCCGCGCACAAGCACACAACAACAACAGCAGCAGUAGUAGCAGUAACGAUGGAAGGAAUCAUGACGCUGCAGCAGGUGCAGGCGGUGAUGACUCGUUGUGUGCGAGCGAUCAGUGUGCGCUGGUGAGUGCUGGGGACGAGACGCGGUGCUUGCUUGCAGGCAAGGUGCUGAUUAUGGACGAUUCGUAUGUGCACCAGGAGGUUAACGCGUGCGACAGCAAGCUGUCUGUAUUUGAUGUGGUGAUUCUUCAUCCUGAUGUGCCCGCCGCUGAACAGCUCAGGACCAAACACCUCGCAGCCAUCGAGGCCAUGUAGUGCGAUGUCAUGUGUCUGUGUGUGUGUGUGCGUGUGAGUGUCUGUGUGAGUGUCUGUGUGUGUGUCUGUGUGUGUGUGUG